Daphnia pulicaria is the source of this 1173-nucleotide messenger RNA. RefSeq lists its product as uncharacterized. The coding region runs from base 31 to 1170 and encodes 379 amino acids. The record is from RefSeq and is a predicted model, not a curated record. The transcript has 4 exons. NCBI's taxonomy places the organism in Eukaryota, Metazoa, Arthropoda, Branchiopoda, Diplostraca, Daphniidae.
CACAGUUUGUGCAUACGAUUUGCAGUUAACAUGCCACCUAAAGCAGCAAAGAAGACUAGAAGUAAGACUAAGGCAGAUUCGCCGGUUAAGUCUAAGGCUAAGACUUUGGCAGCUUCGCCGGUUAAGACGAAGACCAAGACCAAGGUAGCUUCGCCGGUUAAGAGGCGGCCUGGAAGGCAACCCAAAAAUGACAACCAGAGUUUAGUCGACAACGAAGAUGGUUUUCCCGUGCUGUCGUCAUUUGAAGGAUUUGAAUCUGAGGACCUUGGUGAGAGUGGCUAUAGCAAUGGGGCCACAAGCCUGGUAGAUGCUAGCUCUGUUGUUGUUGAAUGUGCCCCGGCUACCUCUGUUCCAACAACUCAGCAGGAACAGCAACCCAAUUUGGUGGAGCUACUGCGUGUGGAGAAAGCAAAAAAUGCAGCACUACAAGUCAAGUGUUCUAGCAUUGCGAAAGACUUUCAUGACUUCAAGGAAUCCACUUUGGCACGUACUCAACAUUUGGAAGCUGAGAUGAGUAAGUUGGUACGGCAGAAACCCAAACAGACCAGGGAAGAAAGAGGGUCACCCUCAUCCGAUGAAGAAAGUGCUUCAGGCCAGGAGACUGUGCCACUACCACCUACCAGAAUUAGAUAUUCCAGCCAGUCUUCUCGCAGCAAAAGUUCCAAAAGUGAUUCGGACAAUGAAGAGUCUUCCCUGAGUGAGGCUGAUUAUGUGGCCCCAGUAGACAAGUCUGAAUGCCAUUUCAACCCUGAAUGGGAUUUCAUUGCUGAAUGUGAGCAGAAAGCCAAAGAUGAGGUAACGAGGCUCAUGGGUAGCACAGAAGCGUGGAAAAAGAAAAAUCCCGGUCGCCGCCUCCCCCCUACUUUUAUCAAGCAAAAUCAGGUGUACACUAUGAGUUCAUUCAUCUCGGAGGUGAUGACCAACGGAUUUGAGGCGAGUUAUCUGAAGGGUAAGAAGUUAACCAACCAGAUAGCCAAGCAAGGGCGUAACUUGAAGACAGCAAUGGAGCCUCAUGACGUGCAGCAAGUCACAGACAUUGUUUAUCGGGCGUGGAAGCGGCUCCCUCUCCUACCAAGAAAGAAAGAUAGCCAGAAAGAGGUGCGUCGAUGCAUCCGCAGCACCCUCACGACGUUCCUGUCUAAUAAACGUGUCGGAAAUUUGGCUAAGUAGCUU